Messenger RNA from Zymoseptoria tritici IPO323, 723 nucleotides. RefSeq names its product calcium sensor protein NCS. Gene Ontology annotation, molecular function: calcium ion binding. Bases 123 to 695 code for a protein of 190 amino acids. Gene Ontology annotation, cellular component: membrane; cytosol; intracellular membrane-bounded organelle. NCBI's taxonomy places the organism in Eukaryota, Fungi, Ascomycota, Dothideomycetes, Mycosphaerellales, Mycosphaerellaceae. The record is from RefSeq and is a predicted model, not a curated record. The transcript has 4 exons.
CUCGAUCACUCCUUCGACGGUCCAGCCAAGCGAUCACCCCUGCCAACUGUGAGCGCACACGAUCCCGCUUGCCUGAUCCUUGAGACACAAACCAGAGGUUCCCGCAAGCUCCAUCGCCCGCCAUGGGCAAAAGCCAGAGCAAGCUCUCGCAGCAAGAGCUCAUCGACCUUCAAAAAGCCACACACUUUGAUAAGAAAGAGCUGCAGCAAUGGUAUAAGGGCUUCCUAAAAGACUGCCCCAGCGGCAUGCUCACCAAAUCCGAAUUCCAAAAAAUCUACAAACAAUUCUUCCCCUUCGGCGACCCGUCCUCCUUUGCCGACUACGUCUUCAAUGUCUUCGACGCCGACAAAUCCGGCAGCAUCGACUUCAAAGAAUUCAUCUGCGCGCUCUCCGUCACGAGCCGUGGGAAAAUGGAGGACAAACUCGACUGGGCUUUUCAGCUGUACGACAUCGACGGCGACGGCAAGAUCAGCUACGAGGAGAUGUUAUCCAUCGUCGAGGCGAUAUAUAAGAUGGUGGGGUCUAUGGUCAAGUUACCCGAGGACGAGGAUACGCCGGAGAAGAGGGUCAAGAAGAUUUUUGCGAUGAUGGAUAAGGAUGAGAAUGGUAGUUUGGAUAUGGCGGAGUUCAAGGAGGGAAGCAAGCGUGAUGAGACGAUUGUCUCUGCUCUUUCGCUUUACGAUGGGUUGGUAUAGGUUGAUUGUGGAUUGCUGCUUUGGAGCG